AUGACGUCACGUGGGACAGGGAGUAAUUUGGCUCCGCCCACCGUGUUUUUGGUUUCGCAUUUCCUUCCACUAAUAAAAACGCCGUGAAAAGGACACCUCAAAGUUGAAGAAAACCCUCAAAAUGCAUUAAAAUAGGCUAUUUUGGGCCUUGAAGCCCUCAUUUCUCGACAAGUUUGCAGGUUGAACUUUUCAGAAUUCUGGUACAUUAAGAAGGGUUCUGAGUUAUUUUUUUUUUUGAAUUAUUACCGCGUGAGUCAAUCGCGAAAGCUUUUUGGGAUUCAGGCCAAGUUAAGAAGGUUGCCAUCAAAUUGAAGAAGCUCAGAACCUCCUAUUUGAGGCCGCCUUUUUACUCACACAUUCUGGCCAACCGGAAAUGGUCUCUCCUCGACGUUGCCGUACUACCCAGUUUCGACGUUGGAUCCGACCAUCGACUCGUUCGCGCCAAGGUCCGUCUGAACCAGAAGUUCCUGAAGAAAGACUACCACCAGCCAUCGAGACCGAGAAGACCAACCUACGACAUCACCACGUUGGAGGAGAAGAUCUCGGAGCACGACUGGCAGCUUCUCGACGACCCGACAGCCGACUACGAAUCCCUCUGCGAUGGCCUCAUCAGAUGUGCAGAACCUGCAGCUCGACCAACCUCGUCUCUACCGCCGCGACUCGACCAACGAGCGAAAGAUCUGCUGCGAAGAAGAGGAGAAGUCAAACGAGACCCGCAGGCCACGCACCUAGAACGUCUGACGAUCGACAAAGCCUGCAGAAUGGCCGUGCAAGAGUCUCUAGCCAACCGACGCAGGAGUGCACUUCUUCAGACAGCUGAGAAACGUCAAAGCCUCAAGAAGAAGAAGUUCGAGCUCGUCGACGAGCGAACGGUGAUGACAGCACUGAAGGACGAGAACGGCCAGCUGAAGACGUCAAGGAACGAGAUGGAGCGCCUGACGGUCGACUUCUACACGGAACUCUUUCGAAGCGACGUUCCCGUCCCCAGAACACCAACGCCGCCACCAGAAGAUGAACCCCCGAUCCUUCCCGAAGAAGUCAAGUACGCCAUCAGGAAGCUGAAGGUCGGAACGGCCGCAGGACCCGACAACAUCUCAUCCGAACUGCUGAAGGCUGGAGGAGACUCGCUGUACCGACUACUUGCCCGGCACUUCUCCAAGUACCUGAGCGAAGCCUCUAUUCCUGAACAAUGGAAAAACAUCCAAGACGAUCCUCAUUCCGAAGAAGGGCGACCUCACCGACCUGAACAACUUCAGACCGAUCUCCCUCUUAUCGGUCGUCUACAAGUUGUUCACCAAGGUCAUCGUCAACAGACUAGAGAAGCAACUCGACAACUUCCAACCGCCCUCGCAGGCUGGCUUCCGACGCAACUACUCUUGCCUCGACCACAUCCACGCCUUAACACAGGUGGUGGAACGGCACCGGGAGCACCAGAUGCCACUUGCGUUGGCCUUCGUCGACUACUACAAGGCCUUCGACAGCGUGGAGAUCAACGCCGUCUUGAAUGCUCUUGCCUCCGCCGGAGUCGCCACGAAGUACGUCGAGCUGAUCGCCAACAGCAACGAGGGAACGUCCACGACCAUCCAGCUGUUCGACAAGAAGCUUUCGAUCCCCAUCAGGAAAGGUGUUCGCCAGGGAGAUACCAUCUCCCCCAAGUUGUUCUCCACGGCACUAGAAGACGCGAUGCGCCAACUUGGAUGGGACGAAGAGCACGACUGGGAAGACAGUACAGACAUCAGAGGCAUCAACAUCGACGGCAAGGUCCUCACAAACCUCCGCUUCGCCGACGACAUCGUACUCUUCUCAAGCUCCACCACCGAACUGUCCUCCAUGCUGAACGAUCUGGACGAAGUCGGCAAGAAGAUCGGCCUUAAGAUGAACGUCAAGAAGACGCAGUGGAUGAAGAACCGCUUCUGCGACCAAGGCAAAGUCACCCUUGAGGGCCGCGACCUUCAGGAGGUCACAUCCUACAUCUACCUUGGCCGGGAAGUAAACAUGGUGAACGACCUGCAAGCAGAGAUCGGCAGACGCAAACGCGCUGGAUGGGCCGCCUUCAACUCCAUCAAAGAAGUCACCAGUCAGCUGAAAGACCCGAAACUGCGAGCUCACAUCUUCGAAGCGUCGAUAAUCCCUGCCAUCUCCUACGGUACCGAAGUUUGGCCUGACACGAAGAAAAAAAUGCAACCGCCCUACGAACUUCCUACCGCGCACUGGAACGUGCUCUCAUCGGCACCACUCGCUUCGAGCAGUGGAAAAAAGAACAGAGGAGCACAGACCUCCGUCAACUAUCCCAAAUCCGGGAUCUAGAAGAGCACAUACAACGCGGGAAACAUCGCUGGGGCGGCCACGUCAUCCGCAGACAAGACGACCGCUGGUCCACGAGAUUAACACACUGGAUUCCGAGAAACAUCAAGCGCCCACUCGGGCGCCCACCGACCAGUUGGACGGACUACUUCCGCAAGAACAUCAGUCAGCCAGGCCGCCACUGGAUGACCGUCGCGCAAGACCGAGCCGCCUGGAGAACGUGUGGUCCACGCUGA
Caenorhabditis auriculariae is the source of this 2540-nucleotide messenger RNA. The record is from the annotation of a GenBank genome assembly. Lineage: Eukaryota; Metazoa; Nematoda; Chromadorea; Rhabditida; Rhabditidae.